Molecule: messenger RNA, 1239 nt
Organism: Anopheles nili
Lineage: Eukaryota; Metazoa; Arthropoda; Insecta; Diptera; Culicidae
Exons: 4
Coding region: 1-1239 (412 amino acids)
Biological process (GO): sensory perception of taste
Cellular component (GO): axon; dendrite; membrane
Source: RefSeq, a predicted model, not a curated record
AUGUAUCGCAUGCAAACCGAGAAGCGGACAUAUUUUCGUGCUCUCCUGGCAGACACGUUCGGACUGGUGAUUCGUCUAACGCAAUGGUGUUUCUCGGCUCCGUACCCGCUGCAUCCGUACCAAAGGAUCAAACAACACUCCCAACUGAAGCAAAUUCGGUUGUUGCGGCAGUGCACAUCGGUAGUGCUACUGAUCUUAGUUAUAGCCGCACCGAUCUGGCUGUACGUUCACUACGCGAAGCUAAUCUUUGGCUACAAAAUCCCUAUGUCCAUCAAGCUGAUGUACUACAUCCAAACGGUCCUGCAAACGUUUGGUAUCGGAUACGUUAUGUUGUUUUACAGUUUUAAAAACAACUUCCACCAUUUCUACUUCGGUCGGAUCGCAUACGUGCUGGAGCAGUUCGGUCACCGGAAUAUCGGUGAACAUUUGAACGUCGUCAGAACGAACAUCCGCCGGUUACUUGUGGGUGUUUUACUACAUACUGUGAUGAUUCUCAUAAUACUCGUCGUUCGCGAGCACUCGUGGGCCAUUCUACCGAGAGCCAUCAUCUUCAUGGCAGGACAGCUUAUGAGUACAAGUCUAACGCUGCUAUACGUGACCCUGUUCUAUACCAUCGCCGUGUUACUACGCCAGAUGAACGACACGCUGGAAGGUAUUCUGAAUGGUCCCGCAUUGGAUGAAACUUCGGCUGAAUCUUGUCGGUUUUUGAACAAACCGAUACGUAGCACUCGAGACGAUCAACGGAUGAUAGAGAAGAUUCGAUUGUUGCAGCUCAGACUUCUCGAGGUGGUGAUGCGUACGAAUGGAGACGCAUUUGGAAAGCUACUGAUCGCGAUCCUGCUGACCACGUUCAUCUAUCUGAACACCGAACUGUUGCAGCUCUACCAAGGCAUGAGGAUUGGUGCUUACUCUUUCCAAGCUAUCAGCACGAAAUUAUUCAAUGCUAUACUUAAAUUUGCCAUGCUGCUCCUGUACGCCUACCCAAAUCGAAUGAUUCAAGAGCAGAAUCUGCGAGCGUUGGAUGUGUUGCAUCAGCUGAGUAGGACAGGAAACGACGCUCGUUGCAAUGAAAUUAUCAACCGUUUCAUAACGCAAAAGAACUUCUUUCUCGCUAAAGGACAUGAAGCCUACGGCAUGAUCUCCGUUGAUAUGUCUCUGAUAUUACACAUUAUUGGCGGAUUGACCAGCAUCCUGGUGGUGUUGGUGCAAUUUUCUGAUGCGAAGCCCUCACGCACCUGA